Molecule: messenger RNA, 430 nt
Organism: Rhagoletis pomonella (apple maggot)
Lineage: Eukaryota; Metazoa; Arthropoda; Insecta; Diptera; Tephritidae
Product: protein midgut expression 1-like
Exons: 2
Coding region: 125-373 (82 amino acids)
Source: RefSeq, a predicted model, not a curated record
UACGAAAUUUAAUAAUUUCAGCUGUCUAACUAGAAUUGCGUAUUACAGCUGACCUUGACAAUAAUCAAAGUAAUUAUAACCGGACUUUGGCGCCGCAGUAAAUCUUUAAAUCCAAUUGUACAAGAUGUGCAUGGCUUUGUGGGAGUGUAUCAAAUGUCCAGCAAAGGUUGUGUGUUGCUGUUUUUCUUGCGCGUUGAAUGUGCUUUUUGGCAUACUUUGUUCCGUUGUUGGAUUAGUUAUCAUUAUUGGACUGAUUGUAUACUUCACGGUGUUUUACAACAACGAUAGUCCCAGUAGCAGUGAACAAAAAUUGCAGGAAGUCAUCACCGCAGCGCCGUUAACGUUUCGCGGUUAUUUCAAGCAACAACAAUGACAAAUUUGAAUUUUAGUAAAUGCUUUUUGUUAAAAUAACUAUUUUAUAUUUCUAAUA